This is a messenger RNA of Bubalus bubalis (water buffalo), 2319 nucleotides long. RefSeq names its product lysophosphatidic acid receptor 2 (gene LPAR2). Gene Ontology annotation, biological process: G protein-coupled receptor signaling pathway. The record is from RefSeq and is a predicted model, not a curated record. The transcript has 5 exons. Gene Ontology annotation, molecular function: lysophosphatidic acid receptor activity. Lineage: Eukaryota; Metazoa; Chordata; Mammalia; Artiodactyla; Bovidae. Gene Ontology annotation, cellular component: membrane. Bases 677 to 1732 code for a protein of 351 amino acids.
GGGCGGGGGCGAGGACCAAGCGACCACCCGGACGCGGGUCCGGGCGGCUCCAGGUCACGGCGGGAACUCUCGGCCAGCCCCGCGAAGGCCCACAAUUGCAGGCGCGAGAGGUGUGCGGGGACAGGAGGUGGGGGUCCCGCGCCGGAAGUGGAGGGGGCGGCCGAGGGGCUGCGAGACGGAGAGGAAACGGGGAGCUGCGGUUCCGGACGCCCCUGUCCCCGCCGCGGCUGCGGAAGCAAGGCUCCUCCAGGUGGCGGGGACGGGGCGGGGCUCGCCCAGGUGGUGGCGGCGGGACGCCGCGACGGGGGCGUGGCGGCGGGAGCCCGCCUCCCGCCCUUCCCCGGCCGCUCCGGCCCGGCGCUGCCAGACGCUCUUCUGCUCCCGCCCUGGUCGCCCGGCCAUGGGUCUUGGGCGCAGGGCCGCCCAGUCUGCGGCGUGACGGGCGGCUCAGAGGCCGCCAGCGUCUUCACUCCCACCCGGAGCGGCCCGACGCACCGCCUGCUUCGGGAGCACUCGCGCGCAAAGCAAAGCCCGCCGCCCAACUCAUGGAGCUGCCUCACUGUCCAAUCUGAUCGCCGAGGUCACCACACCCCAGCACCGACCUCCUGCCAGGUCAGCCCUGUCCCCACCAGCGCCACUUUGCCAUGAGACAUCUUCCCUGGUGGUCAGACAUCUGAUGGUCACCAUGGGCCAGUGUUACUACAAUGAGACCAUCGGCUUCUUCUACAACAACAGUGGCAAGGAGCUCAGCUCCCACUGGCGGCCCAAAGAUCUGGUCGUCGUGGCGCUGGGCCUGACUGUCAGCGUGCUGGUGCUUCUGACCAACCUGCUGGUCAUCGCAGCCAUCGCCUCCAAUCGCCGCUUCCACCAACCCAUUUACUACCUGCUCGGCAACCUGGCCGCAGCUGACCUCUUUGCCGGUGUGGCCUACCUCUUCCUCAUGUUCCACACAGGCCCGCGCACAGCCCGGCUGUCACUCCAGGGCUGGUUCGUGCGGCAGGGCCUGUUGGACACGAGCCUGACGGCCUCCGUGGCCACACUUCUGGCCAUUGCCGUGGAGCGGCACCGCAGCGUGAUGGCCGUGCAGCUGCACAGCCGCCUGCCCCCAGGCCGGGUCAUCAUGCUGAUUGUGGGCGUGUGGGUGGCCGCGCUGGGGCUGGGGCUGCUGCCCGCCCACUCCUGGCACUGCCUCUGUGCCCUGGACCGCUGCUCUCGCAUGGCCCCCCUGCUCAGCCGCUCCUACCUCGCCGUCUGGGCGCUGUCCAGUCUGCUCGUCUUCCUGCUCAUGGUGGCUGUCUACACCCGCAUCUUCUUCUAUGUGAGGCGGCGAGUGCAGCGCAUGGCCGAGCAUGUCAGCUGCCACCCCCGCUACCGUGAAACGACGCUGAACCUGGUCAAGACUGUUGUCAUCAUCCUAGGGGCAUUUGUGGUCUGCUGGACGCCGGGCCAGGUGGUGCUGCUCCUGGAUGGUCUGGGCUGCAAGUCCUGCAACGUCCUGGCAGUGGAGAAGUAUUUCCUACUCUUAGCCGAGGCCAACUCGCUGGUCAACGCCGUGGUGUACUCCUGCCGUGAUGCUGAGAUGCGCCGCACUUUUCGUCGUCUCCUCUGCUGUCGGUGCCUCCGCCCAUCUACCCACAAGUCUGUUCGCUACACAGCCUCCACUCCCACAGGCACUGGCACUCGCAUCAUGCUUCCUGAGAAUGGCCAUUCCCUGAUGGACUCCACCCUUUAGCUAACCUUGGAUUUAAGCAGGGUACAGCAAAUGCCACAUCGCUGCCCCGGGCCACUGUGGAUGCACCUGGCUCUACCCAGUCUGCGGGCCAGACUUAAAGGCAGACCAUGAGUCUGACAUGGCAUGAACCACUGCCAGCCCUACCCAGGCACACAGCUGUGCCUGUCUCUGAGCCUGUGGGUUAGGGUCAUCUAUGCAACUGGGAGAGAGUUGAAUGGGGUGCAAGAAUCGGGCUCUGAAGUCAUCUCAGGUUGGGGGCUUUUUAACAGACACUUUUCUGUUUUUUUCUGCACAUGCCUGGUAACCCCUGUGGACUGCUUUCUUGUCUGUGGUGGUGUAGAUGAUAAAUAUGAAAGAGACGAGGACUCUCGGGCCAUGCAGCCCGGGGAAGCAGGGUAACGAGGACGGACUAUGGGAGCCCCGUCUGCCUGAGGCUGACUGUUUAGGGGCACAGACAGGAGUGCCAAGUGUGAGCUGGGAAAGGUCUGUGACCCCUUGCAGCCUCCAGAGGUCUUGCCUGUCCCAUGAGAACUGAGGCAGUCUACAAGGAGGGCAUGAUUUAAGGAGUAAACUUUUCUACUCUGAGA